GUGUUCGCUGUCUUCAUUUUGCCCGUUAGGUGUUUACUUUAAAACUCUAAAUGGACUGGAGUUUUUAUUAAGUGAUCAAUUCUGAAAAAUGUUUUCAGUUUCUAAUAUAAAUUUCAUUUGAACUUCUAAUGUAUUUUAAAGCAUCAGUAAGCUGUGGCUUAAUUAUGCAGGUGUCAUGAAGAGUUGGGUUGUGACAGUAGUCCAAUGAGUGUAAUCACUCACUUCCUGGACCAUUAUUGUCCAGAUGUAGUGGUACUUUAAGCAAACAAAUCUGAAAAAGUAGAGCCCAGUGGAGAGCACUUAUGAUAGGUUGUUUCAAGAUCCAGCAAACCAGCUUAUGAUGCGGAUGCGAACUUUUUUGCACGAAGCAAUGUGAUUAAGCUAUGUUAAAUGGAAAUCUAUACAAAACCAGUGAAAUUGUUAAAAUAUUCAAAUAUGCCAUAUUGUAACAAGAAAACACUGCAAUGCACUGAAAUCAGCAGUGGAACAGCUGUGUUUUAAAGGACAGUACUUUGAAUGUCACUUGACAAUUUGCUUUCAAUUAGAAGUAAUUUACAGGAAGAUGCCCACAAGCUAAUCUUUACAGGAUAAUUAAGUUCCAUUUUCUUUACUUUUAAUUAAAAAGCAGAAAAGAUUUAGCUGAUCCAUAAAAAAUGUUCUGUUUAAACAUUCAUCAGACUUCACACUCUUUUUUUGUUAUUUGUUGUAGCAGAUGUUAUCAAAAGUGCAGUCUGCUCUGUUUUAAACCCUGAGUACUUGGGAAGUGAAACAUGAGUUGCAGUAAGCAUGUACUGGUGAGGUGUGAUCAUUUAACAUCUGUAUGUUCAAAGGGAAUAUAAGAGAUACUGCUGUUCCUUUGCUUAAUUGUGUUCCGUCUGAUGCAUUUAAUUGUACUGCAAAACCACAUAUAUCAAAAUGAGAACCAGUGCAACUUUUGAAUUCCAAACAUGGUACAUGGUAGCAUGAUACUUAUAAAAAAAAUGCUUCAAUGUCUUAAGAUGUCUAUUGAUUCAGACGUGACGUUAUUUUAUAAUCCUAAUAAUAUAAAAGUUGACACAGUAUUUUAACAUGAAAAGUUAUUCAUUGAAAAGGUGGGAGUUUUAAUGUGAUGUUCUAAAGUAAUUUAAAACUAUUCUCUGUAUUAGCACAGUUUAUUCAGCAUCAUUGUUGUUUUUAUUUGGCAAAAUAAAAUAUGUUGCCAAGGACAUUUGGAGUUUUUGGUUUUAUAAAUCAUUAUUGACCGGUGGUAUUUUGUUUUGUUUUGUUUUUUUUAGCUGAUGAGAGCUGAAGACAGAUUUAUCAUGCUUACUCUAGGUUAAAGAGUUUUGCACCAAAAAUUCUUCAGGCAACAACUCUAGUCCAGUAUUAUGGGCCACUAGAAGAUGCCAUGGAAGAGGAAGAAGAUGAGUGUCCAUCAGAGGAAACAGACAUCAUCUCAAAAGGGGACUUUCCACUGGAGGAAAGCUUUUCCACAGAAUUUGGGCCUGAAAAUCUGAGCUGUGAAGAAGUGGAAUACUUUUGUAGCAAAGGUGAUGAGGAAGGAGUCCAGGAGGCAGCAGAAUCAGAUGGGGACACACAGGCAGAGAAACCAGGCCCACCUGGAGUUGAGACAGGUGACUGGGAUGGACCAGGAGAGCUGGAGGUGUUUCAGAAAGAUGGGGAACGAAAAAUUCAGAGUCGGCAGCAACUUCCUGUAGGAACAACCUGGGGACCAUUCACCGGGAAGAUGGACCUGAAUAAUAAUUCGCUGAAGACAAAGGCUCAGGUCCCAAUGGUGCUGACUGCUGGUCCCAAGUGGCUGUUGGAUGUGACUUGGCAAGGAGUGGAAGACAAUAAAAACAACUGCAUUGUGUACAGCAAAGGGGGUCAGCUUUGGUGCACAACAACGAAGGCCAUCUCUGAAGGUGAAGAGCUAAUUGCCUUUGUGGUGGAUUUUGACUCAAGGCUACAAGCUGCCAGUCAGAUGACUCUUACAGAAGGGAUGUACCCUGCACGCCUGCUGGACUCAAUUCAGCUGCUUCCUCAGCAAGCUGCCAUGGCUUCUAUUUUGCCUACAGCUAUUGUCAAUAAGGAUAUAUUUCCUUGUAAGUCCUGUGGCAUCUGGUAUCGGAGUGAGCGGAAUCUGCAAGCCCAUUUAAUGUACUAUUGCAGUGGGAGGCAAAGAGAAGCUGCUCCAGUGUCAGAAGAAAAUGAAGACAGUUCUCCUCAGAUUUCUAGCCUGUGCCCCUUCCCACAAUGCACCAAGAGCUUUUCAAAUGCCCGAGCUCUAGAAAUGCACCUGAAUUCACACAGUGGAGUGAAAAUGGAAGAAUUCCUCCCCACUGGUGCUAGUCUAAAAUGCACCGUCUGUAGCUACACUGCUGAUUCUGUGAUCACCUUUCACCAGCACCUGUUCUCCCACCUCACACAAGCUGCCUUCCGAUGCAAUCACUGCCACUUCGGCUUCCAGACUCAGCGGGAAUUACUGCAGCACCAGGAGCUCCAUGUCCCCGGAGGCAAACUUCACAGAGAAGGUGAUGUGGAACACUCUCCAAGUGGCACCGAAGACAGCUUGCAGCCAGCCACUGACUUGUUGACCAGAAGCGAACUCCCCCGGAGCCAAAAGGCCAUGCAGACUAAAGAUGCAAGCUCUGACACGGAGCUGGACAAGUGUGAGAAAAAGACUCAGCUCUUUCUCACUAACCAGAGACCAGAGAUACAGCCUACAGCAAAUAAACAAAGCUUUUCUUACACAAAAAUAAAGUCUGAGCCCUCUAGCCCAAGACUUGCCUCAUCUCCAGUUCAGCCUAAUAUUGGGCCUUCUUUCCCUGUGGGCCCUUUCCUCUCUCAGUUUGCUUUUCCCCAAGAUAUCACAAUGGUCCCUCAAGCUUCAGAGAUCUUAGCCAAGAUGUCUGAACUGGUACAUAGGCGACUGAGGCACGGAAGUAGUAGCUACCCUCCCGUAAUUUACAGCCCCUUGAUGCCCAAGGGGGCUACUUGCUUUGAGUGUAACAUAACAUUCAAUAACUUGGAUAAUUAUCUAGUGCACAAAAAACAUUACUGCAGCAGCCGAUGGCAGCAGAUGGCCAAGUCCCCAGAGUUCCCUGGUGUUUCAGAAAAGAUGCCUGAGGCUGUGAGUCCUAAUGCUGGCCAAACCUCUAUAAACCUUCUCAACCCAGCUGCUCAUUCUGCUGAUCCUGAGAAUCCACUUCUUCCAACAUCCUCCUGCAUCAAUUCUUCCACUGUUUUAGAUUUAAUUGGGCCAAGUGGGAAGGGUCACGACAAGGACUUUUCAGCUCAAGCUAAGAAGCUCUCCACUUCCAAUAGCAACGAUGAUAAAAUUAAUGGAAAACCUGUUGAUGUGAAAAAUGCCAGUGUUCCCUUAGUGGAUGGGGAAAGUGACCCAAAUAAGACUACCUGUGAAGCUUGCAACAUUACCUUCAGCCGGCAUGAAACAUACAUGGUCCACAAACAGUAUUACUGUGCUACCCGCCACGACCCUCCGCUAAAGAGGUCUGCUUCCAACAAAGUGCCUGCCAUGCAAAGAACCAUGCGCACGCGCAAGCGAAGAAAGAUGUAUGAGAUGUGCCUACCUGAGCAGGAUCAAAGGCCUCCGCUGGUCCAACAGCGAUUCCUUGACGUAGCCAACCUCAGCAAUCCUUGCACCUCCACUCAAGAACCCACAGACGGGUUAGGAGAGUGCUACCACCCAAGAUGUGAUAUCUUUCCAGGCAUUGUCUCAAAGCACUUGGAAACUUCUCUGACGAUCAACAAAUGCGCUCCAGUUUCCAAAUGUGACACUACUCAUUCCAGUGUUUCCUGCCUAGAGAUGGACGUGCCCAUAGAUCUCAGCAAAAAGUGUUUAUCCCAGUCUGAGCGGACAACCACGUCUCCCAAAAGGCUGCUGGACUAUCACGAGUGCACUGUGUGCAAGAUCAGCUUCAAUAAGGUAGAAAACUACCUGGCCCACAAGCAGAAUUUCUGCCCAGUCACUGCACAUCAGCGUAAUGACCUGGGUCAGCUUGACAGCAAAGUGUUCCCGAAUCCAGAAAGUGAACGCAACAGCCCUGAUGUCAGCUAUGAAAGAAGCAUCAUAAAAUGUGAGAAAAAUGGGAGUCUGAAGCAGCCUUCCCCCAACGGAAACUUAUUUUCAUCUCACUUAGCAACCCUGCAAGGCCUGAAAGUCUUCAGUGAAGCCGCUCAGCUCAUUGCUACAAAAGAAAGCAAACACUUGUUUCUUCCGCAAUGCCUUUACCCUGGAGCAAUAAAGAAGGCCAAAGGAGCCGACCAGCUUUCUCCAUACUAUGGAAUAAAGCCAGGUGAUUAUGUUUCUGGUUCUCUUGUCAUCCACAAUAUGGACAUAGAGCAAAGCACAAAUGUGGAAAAUGAAUCUCCUGAUGGCCAGGCGCCCUCAAAUGGGUGUGCCGCACCCGCUAAAGAGUCCCUGCCCUUGUUGCCCAAAAACAGAGGCAUGGUGAUCGUGAAUGGUGGACUGAAACCAGACGAGAGACCCACCGCCACCCCACAGCAAGAAAACAUUUCCCAGAACCCUCAGCGUGAAGAUGGCCGCAAGUCUCCCUCUUGGAUCCCUGAGAACCCGUUAACCACAAAUGAGAACGUCUCGCCAGGAAUCGCCUCGGCGGAAGAACAGUUGUCUAGUAUAGCAAAAGGCGUGAAUGGCUCCACCCAGGCUCCAACCAGUGGGAAGUACUGCCGGCUGUGCGAUAUUCAAUUCAACAACCUCUCAAACUUUAUAACUCACAAGAAGUUUUAUUGCUCAUCACAUGCAGCAGAACACGUCAAAUGAAAUAACUAAAUAAAUAAACAUCAGUCGCCUUUGGUACCAGUGUUUAGUACGUUGUUUUACCCAGUCCAGAAUAACAGAACACAACAGAAAGAAAAGCUGUUUGAAUUACAACUGGGCAAUCAGGAGAUAAUUCAUUACGGCUGAGUUGAAGACUUAAGGUGUAAUUUCAUUACAGUCCAUUAGUAAAGUGUAUUAUUGGUGCCAUUUUCAAAAAAAAAAUUAAUUUAUUUUACCAGCAGUAUUCAUAGCUGUGGUUAUGUUAUUUUUUAUUUAAAAACUUUAUAUUAAAGUCAUUUGUAAUGUUAUUGUAUAGUUAUUGUGUAGCACAUAUGGUUUGCACUGUAUAGUAGCUUUUAAAGAAAAUAGUCACGAACAAUACAGAAAAACAUUUUAGAAAUAGCUUCAAAAGCACUUGUGUAUCUUGAUUUCUUCUUAUAUGCUGUUGCAGAUAUAUGUAUAUGCUAAAAUAUAAUUUGCAAAGAUGUUCUAAAUACACAUGCUGUAAAGUUCGCCUUAAGAUUUCAGUUAUUGGAUAAUCAGGCUCCUUUUGCACUUUAUAUUUUAGCAGAUACAGUUUCUUAGUCACUAGGCUUUGCAUUUGUAUGUAGCUGUAUGUUUCUGUCCAUUUUCUUAAUCUUAAACAUGUAUGUUAAAUGAAGAUGGCAAUUUUUUUCUUGUAUAGUACUUGUAUUUUCUUUUGCUGAUGCAGCUCUGUCUCAAUUUCUAAACCUUUGCUGUUAAAUGCAAUACUUUAUAAAGAAUGAACAAAAUUACUGGAAGCAGUAUUGUAAGUAAUGAAGUAGUAUUAAUCAGUUUUAUCUUUUGAAAGGCACAGUCUAAAUCGAAACCCUAAACUCAAUGCUGCAAGUAUGAAUUUAAUUCAUAUAUAAGAUCUAUUUAAAUAUAAGAGUAGCAAGCAAUACUGCACCUGGUGAUCACAAAGAUAAUGUUCUACUUCUGAUAGAAAUAAUUUCUCAACAAAUGUUGUUACUAUGCAUGUAUAUGGAUGGAAUAAAAUUCCAGAUUGUUGGAGAAGUUUGGCAUACUUUUU
This is a messenger RNA of Manis pentadactyla (Chinese pangolin), 5837 nucleotides long. It is a transcript of the gene ZFPM2, whose product is annotated as zinc finger protein, FOG family member 2. Gene Ontology annotation, cellular component: nucleus. The coding region runs from base 1388 to 4786 and encodes 1132 amino acids. The transcript is spliced from 8 exons. The record is from RefSeq and is a predicted model, not a curated record. Gene Ontology annotation, biological process: negative regulation of transcription by RNA polymerase II; heart development; cell differentiation. Gene Ontology annotation, molecular function: RNA polymerase II-specific DNA-binding transcription factor binding. NCBI's taxonomy places the organism in Eukaryota, Metazoa, Chordata, Mammalia, Pholidota, Manidae.